AUGCUGAUCAAAGUGAAGAUGCUGACAAGAAAGGAAAUUGAGAUCGACAUUGAACCCACAGACAAGGUGGAAUGGAUCAAAGAGUGGGUGGAAGAGAAAGAAGGAAUUCCCCCACAGGAGCGGCGACUCAUCUACAGAGGCAAACAGAUGAACGACAAGAAGACAGUUGCUGAUUACAAGAUUCAAGGUGGCUCAGUACUCCAUUUGGUGUUGGCUCUCCGUGGGGGAGGUGGCUUUGGGUGGUGA
Trichosurus vulpecula (common brushtail) is the source of this 246-nucleotide messenger RNA. RefSeq names its product NEDD8-like. NCBI's taxonomy places the organism in Eukaryota, Metazoa, Chordata, Mammalia, Diprotodontia, Phalangeridae. Gene Ontology annotation, cellular component: nucleus; cytoplasm. Bases 1 to 246 code for a protein of 81 amino acids. The record is from RefSeq and is a predicted model, not a curated record. Gene Ontology annotation, biological process: regulation of proteolysis; modification-dependent protein catabolic process; protein neddylation. The transcript has a single exon. Gene Ontology annotation, molecular function: protein tag activity; ubiquitin protein ligase binding.